Lethenteron reissneri (Far Eastern brook lamprey) is the source of this 2439-nucleotide messenger RNA. RefSeq names its product ADP-ribosylhydrolase like 1 (gene ADPRHL1). The record is from RefSeq and is a predicted model, not a curated record. Gene Ontology annotation, molecular function: magnesium ion binding; ADP-ribosylarginine-[protein] hydrolase activity. Lineage: Eukaryota; Metazoa; Chordata; Hyperoartia; Petromyzontiformes; Petromyzontidae. Gene Ontology annotation, biological process: protein de-ADP-ribosylation.
CACCGCCUGCUCCUGGCAAACCCCUGGAGCACAUCGUCUCGGCAGCGCAUCCACACGCAGCCUUCUCCCUCCGUGCGUCCUCUCCUCCUGCGCGUGCGACUCGCUCUCGGCCCUUUCAGCCCGCGUCUUCACCGCUCCGCUCGGCUCCUCCGCGCGACCCCGGCUCCAUGGAGCGCUACCAGGCGGCGAUGGUGCUGGGCGGCGUGGGCGACGCGCUGGGCUACCGCAAGUUCUCGUGGGAGCACUCGCUGUCGGGAGGCGAGAUCCAGCGCGAGCUGCUGGAGCUGGGCGGCCUCUCGGCGCUGGUGCUCACGCCUGAGUCGUGGCCCGUGAGCGACGACACCGUGAUGCACAUGGCCACGGCCAAGGCGCUCGUCUCGUCGUACCACUCGCUGGGCGAGCUCUUCCAGGAGAUGUCGCGCCAGUACGUGACGGGCGCCGACAGAAUCCUCGACCGCUGCCCGGACCCGGCCACCAUCGAGGGCUGCUCGUUCCUCCGCCCCAAAAACCCGCAGCUCGCCUGGCACAUCCCCUUCAACGAGAAAGGCACGGGCUUUGGAGCGGCCACCAAGGCCAUGUGCAUCGGCCUUCGCUUCCCGCGCCCCGAGCAGGAGGAGACCCUGGUGGAGGUCAGCAUCGAGUGCGGCCGCAUGACCCACAACCACCCCACGGGGUUCCUGGGCUCGCUGUGCACGGCGCUCUUCGCCUCGUACGCCGUGCAGGGGAAGCCGCUGGCGCGCUGGGGGCGCGACAUGCUCGCCACCGUGCCGCUGGCGGAGGAGUACUGCCGCAGGAAGGUGCGGCACAUGUCCGAAUACCACGAGAACUGGUUCUACUUCGAGACCAAGUGGCUGUCGUACCUGGAGGAGCGCGGCAUCGGCGCGGAGGGGCAGGACUCGCCGCAUUUCCCCAGCAACUACGACACGCAGGCUCGCGACCAGGCCUACAAGCAGUGGAGCUCGGAGGGCCGCGGGGGCCGGCGGGGCCACGACGCGCCCAUGAUCGCCUACGACGCCCUCAUGGCCGCGGGGCCCAGCUGGGCCACGCUGUGCGACCACGCUAUGUUCCACGGCGGCUACAACAGCAGCACGGGCGCCGUGGCGGGCUGUCUCUUCGGGCUGCUGUACGGGAUGUCGGGAACCCCGAAAGGCCACUACGAGCAGCUCGAGUUCCGCGCCGAGCUGGAAGAGCUGGGCGCGAAGCUUCACGCCAAGAGCCUCAGCAAGGACCGCGACCCGCAGUAGCGGGGCCACCGUGGUGGUGGUGGUUUGGGGCAAGGGUCUGUACCCACCUCCUGGCCCAACCUACAGGGUGAGCCCUCACGUCCGGAUUCACAGGGGGAGGACGCCUGAGCUGGCAUGGAGCUGGCAGGGCAAGAGUGGGGCAUGUCAUACAAGUUGAACCCUUAUGCCAAACUCAAUGGCGUGACAUUAUCAGCUCAGGGGGUGCGGCAAUCGGUCAUGUGGGGCCUCAAUACUGUUGAAAACUUACAACACGGUGGGUGUCAAGGGGGCCCCAACUCGUAAGGUCAGGUGGGGCCUCUCAAUACUGUUGAAAACUUACCUCACGGUGGGUGUCAAGGGGGCCCCAACUCGUAAGGUCACGUGGGGCUUCAAUACUGUUGUAAACUUACCACACGGUGGGUGUCAAGGGGCCUCAACUCGUAAGGUCAUGUGGGGCUUCAAUACUGUUGUAAACUUACCACACGGUGGGUGUCAAGGGGCCUCAACUGGUCAGCUUAGGCCACCAGUGGCGGUGAGGGCAAGGCACCCCCUCCCUCCACGCCAGUAACUCAACUGCCCUCACCUCGACACAUCAUGCGUGUUUGAGAACAACCCACAGGAAGGCUUUGUCACAAACUUCUUGCAGAGAUCCCGUCAAAGAAGGAAUCUCUGCAGAAGUCCGCCCCCUAGCGUGGCUAUCUGUAGCCACGCCAGGGGGCAGACUUUCCCGCACGAUACAAUAAAGAGAACAACGUGAAUUGCAUGGCAAUCAAAAGCAAUGCUUUUUUGAUUCUCGAAGCGGGAAUUUGACUAAAUUUGACACAUCGCACCCAAGCGAUUUGACGUUGUGUGCAGUCAUCGGUAAUCGGAGUGGCACCAGCAGCUGGAAACAUUGGAGGACCCAGUUUAAUCGCGGGCGGACAAUAACUCGGACUUGGAUCCAGGAUCCCAGCAGUGUUGGCUCAGAGCCACCCUCCUGGCCAAGUCUGUACCUAACCUUGGCUUCAGUGGCAGUGAAGGUUAGUUUUUGGCCAAAUAAUUGGAUUGAAUAGAACAUAUGCUCAUGUGCCAUCUGCCAAGCAACAAAAUCUGGUGUGAACAUACGAUGCGUCCACUCGUGUCUCACAUGCUCUAAUAGUGCAUACACUGUAACCAUGUUUUCAAUUUCGUGUGUAAUAUGCAAAGUGCUUUAUAAUAAAAAUUUGAAUUCACUUAA